Molecule: messenger RNA, 682 nt
Organism: Lathyrus oleraceus (garden pea)
Lineage: Eukaryota; Viridiplantae; Streptophyta; Magnoliopsida; Fabales; Fabaceae
Product: monothiol glutaredoxin-S11
Exons: 1
Coding region: 212-517 (101 amino acids)
Source: RefSeq, a predicted model, not a curated record
AUUUCAAAAUAACCUCAACAACUUUCUAUCUCUCUUGCUUAAGCUUCCAAACCCAAUACAACCAUCAGAUCGAAUUCAGUUUUGAUAUUCGAUCUGAUGGUUAGGGCGUCCUAAAUAAAUCCAAACACAUAUUACCCCAUACUUAUAUUAUUAUUAAUAUCUUUUCGUGAGUACAUAUUUUCAGAAGAACAAGAGCUUCGUCAUCGUCGAGAUGGAUAAAGUGAUGAGGUUGGCAUCUGAGAAAGGCGUGGUGAUCUUCACGAAAAGCUCUUGUUGUCUAUGCUAUGCAGUUAACAUUUUGUUUCAAGAACUUGGGAUUAGGCCUAUGGUUCAUGAGAUAGACCAAGAUCCUGAAGGAAGGGAAAUGGAGAAAGCUUUGAUGAGGUUAGGUUGCACUGCACCUGUUCCUGCUGUGUUCAUUGGAGGGAAACUGAGAGGUUCCACUAAUGAAAUCAUGUCACUUCACCUAAGUGGUUCACUCACUCAGUUGUUGAAACCAUACCAAUCUUGUUCUUGAAUCUUCAUACUUUGUUGCUGGAAGAAUAAACUGAAUUGUUAGUAGUGAUCUUAGUAUUGAUAGUUAUCUAGUGUUUUAUGUAUCAAAGUGCUUCUAGCCUUUUAUUAACUAUAAUGUAAUCACAUAAAUAUUUUUAAUCAAGUUUGAUUUGUGUAUUAACUAUAA